Molecule: messenger RNA, 3734 nt
Organism: Taeniopygia guttata (zebra finch)
Lineage: Eukaryota; Metazoa; Chordata; Aves; Passeriformes; Estrildidae
Product: dual specificity calcium/calmodulin-dependent 3',5'-cyclic nucleotide phosphodiesterase 1C
Biological process (GO): signal transduction
Molecular function (GO): 3',5'-cyclic-nucleotide phosphodiesterase activity
Source: RefSeq, a predicted model, not a curated record
GCUUCAGUUGUAGAUCUAAAGAAGAAUUUGGAAUAUGCAGCGACUGUUCUUGAGUCAGUAUACAUUGAUGAAACUAGGCGUUUACUGGACACAGAAGAUGACCUCAGCGAUAUCCAGUCUGACUCUCUGCCCUCAGAGGUCCGUGACUGGUUAGCUUCUACUUUCACACGGCAAAUGGGGAUGAUGCUCAAAAGGACUGAGGAAAAACCCCGGUUCAGGAGUAUUGUCCAUGCAGUGCAAGCUGGGAUAUUUGUGGAAAGAAUGUACAGGCGUACUUCAAAUAUGGUCGGCUUGAGCUACCCACCAGCUGUAAUUGGAGUGCUAAAGAAUGUAGACAAGUGGUCCUUUGAUGUAUUUGCACUAAAUGAUGCCAGUGGAGAUCAUGCACUGAAAUUCAUUUUCUAUGAACUUCUCACACGCUAUGAUCUGAUCAACCAUUUCAAGAUUCCCAUAUCUGCCUUGGUGUCUUUUGUUGAAGCUCUGGAGGUUGGCUACAGUAAACACAAAAAUCCUUAUCACAACCUAAUGCAUGCUGCAGAUGUCGCACAGACAGUCCAUUACCUCCUUUUCAAGACAGGCACUGUGCACUGGCUGACAGAGCUGGAGAUCUUCGCUAUGAUUUUUGCAGCUGCCAUACAUGACUAUGAACACACUGGAACCACCAACAAUUUUCACAUCCAGACAAGGUCAGACUCAGCCAUUCUGUAUAAUGACCGGUCUGUACUUGAAAAUCACCAUGUUAGUGCGGCGUAUCGUCUUUUGCAAGAUGAUGAAGAGAUGAAUAUUUUAUCUAAUCUCUCAAAGGAUGAUUGGAGGGAAUUUAGAGCUCUAGUCAUUGAGAUGGUGUUGGCUACCGAUAUGUCCUGUCACUUCCAGCAAAUUAAAGCUAUGAAGAAUGCUUUGCAGCAACCAGAAGGAAUUGACAAGUCGAAAGCCUUAUCACUGUUAUUACAUACAGCAGAUAUCAGUCAUCCAGCCAAGGCCUGGGAUCUCCAUCAUCGCUGGACCAUGUCUCUGCUAGAGGAGUUCUUCAGGCAGGGUGACAAAGAAGCAGAACUAGGGCUGCCCUUCUCUCCUCUGUGUGAUCGGAAUUCUACUAUGGUUGCUCAGUCUCAAAUAGGUUUCAUUGAUUUCAUCGUGGAACCCACUUUUACCGUGCUGACUGACAUGACAGAGAAAAUUGUGACUCCACUAACUGAUGAAGCUUCCCUUUCUGGCAUGUCUGGAUUUAGGCGUUCCAGUUUGAAUAGCAUUAGUCCCUCUGAAGUAAAAAGAUCAAGUGUGAAGAGCACUGGGUCUGAAGGAAGUGCCUCACUCAAUUGCUCCAUACUCACUGUGGACUUCAAAAGUUUUAAAGCCACCUGGACUGAGGUGGUGCAGCAAAACAGAGAGAAAUGGAAAGCACAAGCCACCAAAGAAGAAAAGGCUAAGAAAGAAGCAGAGGGAAAUGCUUAUCAGGGAACAGAUAAAAAGGAAAGAGAUGAACAGGAUGGGAAGCCAGAUGAAGAUGUCACAGAAAGAAAGACAGAAAAAAGCAAAGAACCAAAUCCUGGGGAAAGCACAAGGACAGAUUCCAGUAAGAAUCCUGGAAACGGCACUUGGCAAAGAGGUAUGAGCAAACGUGAAGCCUAUCAAGGGGGAAAUGCAACUAGGACAGAUAAGAAAAUGGAUCAUCAUCAUACUCUGGGAGAAGAGAAACAGCAUGUCCAGAAUGGUGAAUUAACAGAAGACAACAAACUGGACAGAAAAGAAGUGUAGUGUGGGGCAGGAAUCAAAGAAAACAGAUGAUGCUAUUGCUGGGAGUCUCUCUGCAUACAAGGAUACUGUAAGGCCAUAUGUAAAAAGUGUAAUCUCAAAAGCUGGGAAUUGCAUAGAAAAUACAGGAAGAGAAUCUGGUAGUAUCUAAGUGUAUAAAUUAAUUUUGGUCAAAGCAUUAUACAAUUAUCAAUGUCUUAACCAGUAAGAUGAAAUUUCAACCAGACAAAAAUUCAACAUAAGCUUUGCUAAACUUCAUGCAUGCAAAUUCUGCUUUAUCUGUGAAUAUAGUGUGAGUUUACAAACAUCAUGAAUAUUGCUUUGGAUUUGUUUCACAUAACCCAUAAACCUAAUAUUUAGCACUACAAAAAUGCUCAUCACAACCCCUUAAGAUGGGUGAUGGGCUUUCUGUAAUCCUUAGUUGAAAGUUGUUAAAGUUUAAGACCAUUAAAUCCCUUAGUCCAACUUUAUUGUAAAUAGAGACCUGUAGCUUAGUUUAUAGGUAGAGGGUAAUUGCUAAUGUGCUUCAAAACAAUUAGCCAUUAACAAUCUCGUGACUGCAAUCAGUCUUUUAUUCCCUAAUUGAAACACUUAAUUCCCCCCUGAAGGCUUAAAGUGGUUGUUCAAUGUUCAAUUUGAGUGUAACAUUUUUGAACAGAGGCUUGUUCAGCCAGUCCAUGUCAGGGUGGUGUUCCUGCCAAGACUGGCUUGAUGACUAUAAAAGGUCCUCUUAAAUUUAAUGAUUGUUGGUGGAUAGUUUCCUCUACUUCCUGAAAAGCAAUAUUAACCACAAAUAAGCCCUUUUCCCAGGUAGAGUGCUGUUUUUCUGCAUCUUUCAGACUGCAGGAAUAAAAUCUUACGGGCCUAGUAAGACUAUUUGGUCCUUUCUGCCGUAAGUGUAUGCACAGUCCAGAGCUUGCAAAUCCCCAGUCAAUUUGUACUGGAUCAGUAGGGUGUAUAGGGCCUAGUGCUUGGUAUGUAUUGGCUUCAAAAAUCAGGAAUUGUAGGACCUCAUCACAGAGGGGAGUCCAAUCCCACUUUGCCUUUUUCCAUAGUAAACCAUAUAGGGGCCUUGCAAUUACUGAAAAAUCAGGAAUGUGUUUCCUCCAAAAAAUCAGCUGGCCUAAAGCAUGCUGCAGGUCUUUCUAGUCUCUGGCAUUUUAAUUUGGGUGUAAGAGACAGUCCAAAGUUCCCCUCAUUUUUGCCUCCUAAUCGUUGCAAUGGCAGCGACUAAGAUUCUGAAGAUCUUGAUGGGAGUUCUGGCCUGGGUGAGGUGGAUGCUCGCUAAGUGAUUGUUUGCAGGUGUGUUUGCUGUGUUACAACACUACCCUGCUUUGAGCAGGGCCUGGCAAGGAGUGGCUUGUUCUAUACACUUACACCUGCUUCACGAUACCCGAACCCAUGAAUUUUCCCACCUCUUGGCCAAAUGAACUUUCUGGGGUAACUUUGAUGAUCUCCUACAGAAGAUCCUCCAUCUGCCUCACAACCACCAUGAUGGACGGAGAUUGAAGCUCCCUCCCAAGAACUGAGACUGAGACCCAUAUAAUCCUAACACAGGGACGCUGGCCUGACUGAAGCAGGAUGUUUGUCAAGUGGUGUCUGCAGGUGUGUUUGCUGGACCAAGAAAAUAAUGGGUCCCACUCACUGCUGAAAUUGACUUUCCCUGCUUCGGAACACGGACUGUCUGUACCUGUUUUUCAAUAGACUUAUUUCUCCAUUACCUGUCCCCGCCCCCCCCCCCCCCCCCCCCCCCACUCGGCAGAGGACUAUAAAAGAUCCCUAAGUAAACCAAGACUUUGGAGAACUCCCACAGACGACAACAGAUCUAUUGGCUGGUCCCAUGAGUAUUUAAUCUCUCCGCUGGUAGCUAUAUCCCUCCUCCCCUCUUUCUCUCUCUCUCUAUCCUUUAUCUCCUUUUGAAAUCCUUCUAUCACAUUUGCUGUGGGCACUCAAUAAAAGGUGCAUUUGUUGUGAUUAAA